This is a messenger RNA of Parus major (Great Tit), 563 nucleotides long. RefSeq names its product ribosomal protein L12 (gene RPL12). Gene Ontology annotation, biological process: translation. Gene Ontology annotation, molecular function: structural constituent of ribosome; large ribosomal subunit rRNA binding. Lineage: Eukaryota; Metazoa; Chordata; Aves; Passeriformes; Paridae. The annotation marks the transcript as partial. The record is from RefSeq and is a predicted model, not a curated record. The transcript is spliced from 6 exons. Gene Ontology annotation, cellular component: ribosome; cytosolic large ribosomal subunit.
GCUGUCCCCUCAGUUUAUCUGCGCUGCACCGGCGGCGAGGUCGGAGCCACGUCCGCGCUGGCCCCCAAGAUCGGACCCCUGGGGCUGUCCCCCAAGAAGGUGGGCGAUGACAUCGCCAAGGCCACGGGCGACUGGAAGGGGCUGCGGAUCACGGUGAAGCUGACGAUCCAGAACAGGCAAGCGCAGAUAGAGGUUGUUCCUUCUGCCUCUGCUCUGAUUAUCAAAGCUCUGAAGGAGCCACCUCGUGACAGGAAGAAGCAGAAGAACAUUAAACACAGCGGCAGCGUCACCUUCGACGAGAUCGUGAACAUCGCGCGGCAGAUGCGGCACCGCUCCCUGGCCCGGGAGCUCUCGGGGACCAUCAAGGAGAUCCUUGGCACUGCCCAGUCUGUGGGCUGCAGCAUUGAUGGGAGACACCCCCACGACAUCAUCGAUGACAUCAACAGUGGUGCCAUCGAGUGCCCGGCUAGCUAAGACUGCAGAAAAGGAAGUUGCCACCUGAAGGCUCCUUCAGUUUUUUGUAGCACUUUAAAUACUUAAAGAAAGACCCAGUUGUCUGCAAA